AUGGAAGACAACGUACUUCACUUCAGCAACCAUAACAAGGAUAUGGUUCUAGCAGGACAGGCGAAAGUAUUCAACCCAACUACGGGAGCUUUCGAACCUGUUCACGUCAUGCUUGAUUCUGGCGCCGAUCGAUCGUUCAUCAGCAGCGCACUUGCAAGGAGAUUGCAUCUCAAAGACAUCGAGUCUGUAAAGCUCACUAUCAACACUUUCGGCUCACAGCAGCCAAUAUCGAAGACAUGUGGCGUCACAACAGUCCAAAUGUGGGACGCCAGUGGCACAAAACAUGCAUUCAAGGUCACAAGGAUCAACACAAUCACGCAGUCACUGCAACGGAACCCCCUCAACGUCGAGGACAAACGGUUCCUCUGUGACAAUAACCUGCAACUCUCCAUAAACCCAAACCUGACAAGCAUCCGCCCGCAAAUUCUCCUUAGCUGCAACGACCUCUUUUCUCUUCUAGAUCAUGGCUUGGCGUCACAACACAUACUUCCAUCAGGAUAUCGACUCAUUUCUUCGAAACUCGGUUAUUUAGUAGCAGGAUACAAUAGCAACUGCUCUACAACAAUAAAGAAGGAUGAGAAGAAGAUCACGAUACACACUGCGAAUACAGUGGAACCCGAAGAAUCACAGCAGUCGUGGGAAGACUUCUGCACGUUCGAAUCAUCUGGAGUGGGCGAAUUCGUUGGCCCGAAGACAGAGGAACAAAAAGGAGUGUUCACUACUCCCUACGGAAAGGAUUCUCCAAGAACAAGACGAAUACAACGACAUCACGGACAUCUCAAAAAUGAAGAAAAAUUCACCAACUCGACGACAGCUACAGGAAACGAAGUCAGCCACAGCAAUGGAAGAAGAUAA
Molecule: messenger RNA, 855 nt
Organism: Ostertagia ostertagi
Lineage: Eukaryota; Metazoa; Nematoda; Chromadorea; Rhabditida; Trichostrongylidae
Source: the annotation of a GenBank genome assembly